AUGGCAUCUACAGAUGAGAUGUCUGAAGGGUACACAAGUAACGCCGAGGAGCUCCUCGUGGUUGCUAAAGGAGAAGAAGACAGCCUCAAGGUCUUGCUCGACCAAUUGCUGGCUCACCUCAGUCAACCGAUGAAGUAUCAUCGUACUGUGGUCUACUAUGUGUUUGUUCAGCUACUGCCCCAUUUCGAAAAAGAGCAUGUUUCUCAUAUAAUUGAGGUAGAUGUGAUACUUAUUGUAUAUUGA
Messenger RNA from Cooperia oncophora, 243 nucleotides. The record is from the annotation of a GenBank genome assembly. NCBI's taxonomy places the organism in Eukaryota, Metazoa, Nematoda, Chromadorea, Rhabditida, Trichostrongylidae.